AUGGUCGUACACAAAUGAAUCACCAAAAAAAGGGUGAUACUUCCCCAGGAAAACAAGGGCCAAUCUCGCUGGAGUCUCACCUUUUUUACGGUGAUACAUUUGUGUACGACCCUUUUUUCUGUGAUACAUGCGUGUACGACCAUUUUAUCGGUGAUACAUUCGUGUACGACCUGUUUUUCGGUGAUACAUUUUGUAUCGCCGAAAAUUGGUGAGAUGUCUCACCGUCUGAAUUACAGUGUGAUUUGUAGAGUAGUGGAUGCGGGUUCCCAGGGUACAGCGAACUCCGUUCCUUGAGGCACAGUCUCCACUGUAUCCCCGGGUGCGGUAAACACCUUCCUUCGAUGCGCAGUGGGGAGUGGCAUCAAAAUUAACAGCCACAACCUUCAUUAUUUCUCCCAGGCGUUAGGAUUAAGUUAAAUGAGUCAGAGGUACCCCCACUGUUGGUCACCCGAAAUGCGUAGUUGUGGGUGAUCCCCAUUGGGUGCCGAUGACGACUUGCAUUGUGAUUGGCGCAAGUCAGCUUGGCCGAAUAGAAGGGGGAAUUAAUUAGUCGCGCCGAGGCUUCGUCGCCUCGGACAGCGCGACGAGUCGGUCAGAAGAGUUUCACUGCUUGACCGGCUCAACACCUCUUCCCUUUCGGCCCUCCUGCUCGCAGCCAGCACACCAAGGGUAAUUACCAUACGGGACUUGUGUUUUCGCCAUCGUCCAGUGUUAACGGACUUAAAAUAGUUCGGCAUCGUGCUAUACUUAGCAAACCGCUACUUGUAAUCUGUACUUGGGUGAGCAAGCCAGAGAAUCCUGUCUGGUGCGAGUAUCAAAAUUAUGACCAACUAGACCAAAUAAAUAUAUUAACAACCAACAGCCUCUGAUUAACCCUUCACUCCUGAGACCACACAGGGUGCCUUUACCCUUGACAAACCCAAGAGAGAACUAGAGAGUCGAACACACCAAGUUCACAUCGAACUCAAUAUCAACCCGAGCAUAACGUGGUUCCGAUACCUGUUCUCUCUCCUCAAAAGGUUUGUGGUUCUCGAGUGUAAAAAUUUUUUUUUUCUAAAUUUUUUUAUGGCUUUUAAAUUUAUUUCUUUAUGGACGUCGCAACCUUUAACCUAUUAACAAAUUUUCUAAAUAGUUGUGAUAACGUUGAUCUCCCUUACUUUGUACUUAGUACUAAAGACGUCCUUUCAGGUCGCCUCUGCACUGCAUUUUCGAUCCAACUUUUUCGAAAUUACCUUCCUUUGUAUACCGCUUUUUCGGGAGAAAAUCCCCGCGUCGCUCGUCAGGAGCACGCUAUCCAAUUAUUCCAGGCAGCAGUCCCUGCUCAGCGAAUUCGACACGACGUUAACUUUUUCUUCGUCCGUGCUGAGCCCCAUCCAAAUACUGAUAUUUUGCGGUUUCCUCUUACGCAAACUUACAAUUUUUUAACUGCUCUCCGCAACCUCCCAGCCGCUCAGGCGUCCGCUGCUGUCCGUGCGGCGUUCGAGCACGUUCCACAUUGCCAAGUAGAUUACGAAAACCGAAUUUUUGAUAUCCCACCACCUCCUCAAGCUUUAUUGCGUCGCCCUACCAUGGCUCAUUUUACUAUUAAUCCUGUCCUUCCGGUUUUCAGUGGUUCUGACCCGGAAGAAGACAUAAAUUUGUUUUUCGCCCGUUUGAAUCGUAUUUUCGAUUGUUACGAUGAUAUGACGCCAGCUCAUUAUUUAGUCCAUUUGGAAAACCAGUGCCGCGGCCCUGCCCUUUCUCUUUUCCAUGCCGAAUUGCAGUGGCUCGAACAAAACCCCCGUGCACCGGGUGCAAAUGACGACCGAACACCUUUGCAAAGAUAUAACCAUAUACGUGAUAAAUUAAUUGAAACUUUUGCUGUAAAUCGCGAUACAGAACUUUAUCGCGAACAGCUUCAAUCUAGAUGCAAAUUGGACUCUGAAUCGUUUCAAACAUACAUGGAAAACGUUCUCAGUCUUUGUCGUCGCGCUGGUAUUGUUGAGCAAGCCGAAAUUCUGAAACAUUUGCACAAGGGCUUGCCUUACGCCAUUGCUUUGGUCCUGAAACCCGACGACCUUACGCUGGCAAACUUUCUGGAACGAGUACAGCGCAUAGAUCAAAUCCAUCGCGCGUCCAUGCGCACUCGUUCUCUUAAGGCAAUGGAAAGUUGUUAUAAUUCAACCACUGCUUCUCCAUUUGUUUCUGAUUUGCCAAAUAUUUUCAAACCACCCAGUAUUGUUAAGCAAGAGGCCGUUACAGCCCCAGUUCCACCUAAAGCUGAACAAAACCCCGCCACGGCUUCCCUUGUUAUCGAUAACUUAAUUAAUAAAUUGCAAAAUUUAAUAAUUCAAAACAAGCCUGCCACUGUUUCCGCUGUCUCCAGCGACGCUCCCCUUAACUCUGCCGCCCGCAGAGGCAACUUUAGCCCCUAUCAAUCACCCCAGCGUUCUCCUCGGAACGACCGCCGUGACCAGUCUUAUCGUCGAGACUGCGGCGAUCGUCGCUCCGAUUCUCGCCCUUCCCGCCGCGAUUACGAUGAUCGCCGCUCGGAUUUUCGUCCACCCCGUCGUAACUACGACGAACGCCGCCCUGACUUUCGUCCUCCCCGCUCUUUUAACCGUGAAGAAGGGUUUUCCCGAGGCCCAUCCCCACGGUUUUCCGAUAAUCGACCGAUGAAUUCUGACUACCGGAAUGAUCGCAGGUCUUACCGCCGCGAUUAUGAUAACAGGCCAUCGCCUCGCUAUUCCUCCACCAAUGGAGAUCCAAGCAUCUAUAGAAGCAACUCGCGCUGCUCGCUGGGGGCUCCGCCCCCAGACCCCCGCAUGUGUGGGGCGCGUGCCGAAGUAUUUUCAGUAAGUCCGUGGUGACCAAAGGCUAAUUUUCUAAGGAAGUAAAUGUACUGCUUCUAUGAAAGGCCUAUUUAACAGCUUUAGACCAUAUAAUAAGCUACUUUUACUGCCCAAAUAGAUAGCUUGUAUUGCAUUCGCUACUGUGGCAGUCAAUGGGUGCAUACAAGGUCCGGAAAAUAUUGAAGACUGCUUUGACAAGGAUAGAGGU
This is a messenger RNA of Thrips palmi, 3039 nucleotides long. RefSeq lists its product as uncharacterized. The record is from RefSeq and is a predicted model, not a curated record. The transcript has 2 exons. Bases 1089 to 2849 code for a protein of 586 amino acids. Lineage: Eukaryota; Metazoa; Arthropoda; Insecta; Thysanoptera; Thripidae.